GGAUGACGUAGCUCUCACGUGACCAAGAGCUGACGUGUGCAGAAGUCCUUCUUGCUCUGGUCGUUGUUCCCGUCUGAGUACCAGCUCCCCAUUGCCCUGAGGGCGAGCGAGCCUGCGGCAAAGGGAAGAAGGAGGAGAAGGGAACUGUCCUGGAUCCCUGCAGUGGGUCCGAUCCUCUCCCAGUUGCCAGCCUUUCCAUAGUUUGCGGCACUACGCCAGGCAAGUGAAGAGGAAGGAAAUUAACCCUGAUCAGUGAAGGUCGAUUUGAGGGUCUGCUGUAGCAGGUGGCUCCACUUGAAGCAAGGGAGGAAGUUUCCUCGGACUGGUAGAGGUUCACCUCCAGUAGCAGCUAUUGUGGCCUUGAAGUGGCUGAAGACGAUCACCUUCCACAGGCUUGCACCCAGGCCCAUAGCUCUUCCUUAGCCUGAGUGACUACUCUGUUCCUUGGUCCCUGCUAUUGUCAGGGACGGUUGCAUGGGCUACGCCAGGAAAGUAGGCUGGGUGACUGCGGGACUGGUGAUUGGGGCUGGUGCCUGCUACUGCAUUUAUAGACUGACCCGGGGAAGAAAACAGAACAAAGAGAAAAUGGCUGACAGUGGGCCUGGGGAUGUGGAUGAUGUCGGAGGCUGUCCUGGGGCCAGGUACAAUGACUGGUCUGAUGAUGAUGAUGACAGCAGUGAGAACAAGGGUAUUGUAUGGUACCCACCUUGGGCCCGGAUUGGGACUGAGGCCGGGACUAGAGCUAGGGCCAGGGCAAGGGCCAGGGCUACCCGGGCUCGUCGGGCAGUUCAGAAACGGGCUUCCCCCAACUCAGAUGAUACUAUUUUGUCCCCUCAAGAGCUACAGAAAGUUCUUUGCUUGGUUGAGAUGUCUGAAAAGCCUUAUAUUCUUGAAGCAGCUUUAAUUGCUCUGGGUAACAAUGCUGCUUAUGCAUUUAACAGAGAUAUUAUCCGUGAUCUGGGUGGUCUCCCAACUGUUGCAAAGAUUCUCAAUACUCGGGAUCCCAUCGUUAAGGAAAAGGCCUUAAUUGUCCUGAAUAACCUGAGUGUGAAUGCUGAAAAUCAGCGCAGGCUUAGGAUAUACAUGAAUCAAGUGUGUGAUGACACGAUUACUUCUCGCUUGAACUCAUCUGUGCAGCUGGCUGGACUAAGAUUACUUACAAAUAUGACUGUUACUAAUGAGUAUCAGCACAUGCUUGCUAAUUCCAUUUCAGACUUUUUUCGUUUAUUUUCAGCAGGAAAUGAAGAAACCAAAUUUCAGGUUUUGAAACUCCUUUUGAAUUUGGCUGAAAAUCCAGCCAUGACUAGAGAACUGCUCAGGGCCCAAGUACCAUCUUCACUGGGUUCCCUCUUUAAUAAGAAGGAGAACAAAGAGGUUAUUCUGAAACUUCUGGUCAUAUUUGAGAACAUAAAUGACAAUUUUAAAUGGGAAGAAAAUGAACCUACUCAGAAUCAAUUCAGCGAAGGUUGCCUUUUUUUCUUUUUAAAAGAAUUUCAAGUGUGUGCUGAUAAGAUUCUGGGGAUAGAAAGUCACCAUGAUUUUUUGGUGAAAGUAAAAGUUGGAAAAUUCAUGGCCAAACUGGCUGAGCAUAUGUUUCCAAAGGGCCAGGAAUAACUUCUUGAUUUUGUAGCUUAGAAGCAACACACAAACUGUUCCUUUUCUCUACCUUGUUUAUAUGGUAAAGGAAUCCUUUCAGCUGCCAAUCUUGAGUAAUGAAUAUCAUAUUGUAUUAUCAAUGCUGAUAUUUAUCUGAGUUGGUCUUCAGAUCUAAGCUGGAUGAAUGAAUAUCACUACCUGUUCUGAAAACAUGUUUGUUGCUUUUUAUCUCGCUACCUAGAUUGAAAUAUUUUUACCAUUUCUUCUGCAUAAGUGACAGUGAACCAAUUGGUCCUAGUAAAGUCUUUCCUGUCAUUGGCAUUGAUUUCAUUUGUGUAUCAAUAAAGUUGUGUGCUAAUGCUGGAAAAAAGAGAAAGAAGAAAGAAAGAAACCAUCCUUGUCCUUCUGUUUAUAAUCUAGUUGGAGAGAUAAGAAACAUACAAACAAAAUAACUGAGGAUAUCUGGAGCAUAUACUCAUUGUCAAAAUGUCCUUCUCAGAGCACAGAGGAAACAAAGGCUUCUGCAGGAUACAGUAGUCAGCUACAGAUUCAUGGGGGAAGCAGCCAUUUAAAAGGAGUCCUGAAUUAGGGCAUUCCAUGAGAUGGGAGUGAGGGGUGGCUGGUGUGAGAAAGGCAUGGAGGUAGGAACUUUCUUCCUAUGACACUGAGGAGACUUGUCUGCUUAGAGUGGAGAGUGUAAAGAAUGGAAGUAAAUAAAUUUGGAUAGCAGGGUGAAGCCGGUUUGUGGAGAGCUGUUUGAAUAUUAUCCCACUGAACACCAAGAAUUACUAUAUUAUUGACUAGAAAGAAUACUUGGAAUUCACAUAAAAUUCCCUCUUACCUACUGUGCAUUGUCCAUGAGGGUGUGGCAAAGUGGACCCUUUCAAGCCUUGUUGGAAGCACAAGGUUUGUGGAGGGCCACCUACAAGGCUGUUCAUCUCAGCACUGUCUAAAGUAGAAAAAAUUGGAAACAAGUGUCUGGCACAUUGGAUUGGUUAAAACAAUCAAGGAAUGUUCACACUAUAUAUGAUAAAUAUGUUGAUUCAAAUUUAUAAUCCAUAUUGCCCAGAAAAGAUACUCAUCAUGCAUUGUUAAGUGAGAAAGGUAGGUUAGAUAGUGGUGCUCAUAGUGUGGUUCCCUUUUUUUUUAAUAAUAAAACAUAUUUAAAUAGACACUAAAAACUCUGAAUUACAGACACCCAAAUAGUAACAGUGAUUAUCUUUGGGUGAAUGGAUAAUUAGUGAUCUUUACAUGUUUACUUUUUAUUCAUCAUUGUGUUCUUAUUUAUCUAAAAUGAAUAUUGUUUUUUUAAUUAAAAAAAGAAAGUGUUGGGAAUGAAGCAGGUGAUUGAUUGGAACAUGUAGUGAGUGGAAAAAAUAGAUUAAAAAUGAGAUGGGUUGAAGUUUCCUCUCUGAAAUGAUGAGUGAAGAUGGGGCUGGUGAGGAUUAAAUGAAGUAAUACACGCAAAAUACUUAGAAUGUUCUGGCACAUAGCAGUUAAUUAAGAAAAGCAAACACCCUUAAUUCCCUAGAAUGCAGGGUUUAUAGUUUUUUUGGAUGACUUUAUUUUGCUGGGGGCAUUCUGCCAUGUGUCAGUGUAAUUUAAUAAAUCAUAACAAUAAAGGUUAGCAUUAAGUGA
Hipposideros armiger (great roundleaf bat) is the source of this 3234-nucleotide messenger RNA. It is a transcript of the gene ARMCX3, whose product is annotated as armadillo repeat containing X-linked 3. Gene Ontology annotation, cellular component: mitochondrion. Gene Ontology annotation, molecular function: protein binding. The transcript has 4 exons. Bases 475 to 1614 code for a protein of 379 amino acids. Lineage: Eukaryota; Metazoa; Chordata; Mammalia; Chiroptera; Hipposideridae. The record is from RefSeq and is a predicted model, not a curated record.